Molecule: messenger RNA, 6162 nt
Organism: Psylliodes chrysocephalus
Lineage: Eukaryota; Metazoa; Arthropoda; Insecta; Coleoptera; Chrysomelidae
Source: the annotation of a GenBank genome assembly
UGUGAAAAUGUUAAUAAAAAACCUGGAUUUUAAUUUCUUAAAAAUAAUUUUCUCCAGAUGUGUUCCUUCCCGUGUCACGCAUUUUUGAAGUCUAGACGUUAAAUUGUAAUAAACAGCUCGUAUUAUUUCCUCUGAAUUCGCAAUUUGAAGGCCUUCAGAGUGCGUAGUGGUAUUUCGUACACCUUGGACUUUAGAUAUCCCUACAAAAAAAUCGAGGGGAGUCAGAUUAGGACUUCUUGGGGGCCAACGUAUGUCAGCCCACUUCUGUCGGUGGCACCAUCUUGCUGAAACCAGUUGACGAUGUCGAAAGCAUCCAGUGAAGACGAUCUAAAUUUUGAUCUAGCGGAAAGAGCAACUGAACUUUUAAAUAACGCUAAAGGUGACAAACAAACCAGAUUUCAAGUGAAUAGGGUCAAAAACGAAGACGAUGCAGUUGAACUGCGAAUCAAAGUUCAUCGUCAUGAUAGUGAAGAUGAUGAUUAUAUUUCUGCUAACGAUAGAACCAGGUUGAACAGUGAUUAUGUUAAAAGUUUCAGGCAUUUAACACGUGAAGCUCUACCUAGAUUGGAUAAUUACAGAAAUGUAAUGUCUUUCCAGGCGGCAAAUAGGCCAACAUUGGAUGAACUACACAAUGCAACUCUUUCUAAUAAGACUCAACGACAUUCCUCUUUAGCCAAUGGCAAAUUAAUAGAAUCAAAAGGACAAUUUAAAUUCGGAUGGAUUCAGGGAGUUUUAAUAAGAUGUUUAUUAAAUAUAUGGGGUGUUAUGUUAUUUCUUCGCCUUACAUGGGUGGUAGGACAAUCUGGAAUCGGACAGUCUAUAGUAUUAAUUUUAACAACAUCAGUAGUUACUUCUAUAACAGCUUUAUCCAUGUCAGCAAUUAGUACAAAUGGCGUAAUUAAAGGAGGAGGAACAUACUACAUGAUCUCGAGAAGCCUUGGUCCGGAAUUUGGCGGGUCCAUCGGCCUAAUUUUCUCUCUAGCAAACGCAUUAGCGUGCGCUAUGUACGUGGUCGGCUUUUGCGAAUCUUUACAGGAUCUUCUACAAGUAUACCAUUUGAAAAUUGUAGAUGAUGGUAUUCAAGAUGUAAGGAUAAUGGGCUGUAUAACAAUAGUGGUUAUAACCGGCAUUGUGGUUUUUGGUAUGGAAUGGGAAGCUAAGGCCCAAUUUGUACUGUUGGUAAUACUUUUGGUGGCUAUAGUAGAUUAUUUCAUUGGAAGUUUCAUCGGGCCAAGGUCUGAAGAAAUUAAAGCCAAAGGGUUCGUGGGAUAUAACGCGACACUGGCUAGAAUUAACCUUUCCCCGGACUACAGGUUAUCGGAAGGAAUCAAUCAUAAUUUUUUUAGCGUUUUCGCUAUAUUUUUUCCAGCAGCCACUGGAAUCUUAGCUGGAGCCAAUAUUUCUGGAGAUCUAAAGGAUCCUCAAACAGCCAUUCCCAAAGGAACUUUACUCUCUAUAUUAAUAACAACUAUAACAUACAUUUUAAUGGCGAUUGUAGCAGGAUGUACUGUUUUGAGAGAUGCUACUGGCAAUCCAUUUGAUUAUAUUAACGGUAGUUGGCCUAUUUGUCCACCAGGCCAUUGUCGAUUUGGACUUCAUAACGACUUUCAGGCAGUAGAAUUGGUGUCUUGGGUCGGAACAAUUAUCUAUGCAGGAUGUUUUGCAGCAACAUUAUCAUCAGCAUUAGCUUCCUUGGUAUCUGCACCAAAAGUGUUUCAAGCACUUUGUAAAGAUAAGCUAUAUCCAGGAAUAGUAUGGUUCGCAAAAGGUUAUGGAAACAAUAAUGAGCCUAUUAGGGGUUAUGUUUUAACUUUCGUUAUUGCCGUGGGAUUUAUUCUAAUAGGUGAAUUAAAUCUAAUAGCACCCCUGAUAUCAAACUUAUUUCUGGCAGCGUAUACUUUAAUAAAUUUUUCGACUUUCCACGCAUCUUUGGUGAAACCGGUGGGCUGGAGGCCGACAUUUAAGUACUACAAUAUGUGGUUAAGUCUUCUGGGUUCGAUACUAUGCUUGAUGGUGAUGUUUCUUAUAUCAUGGAUUACGGCUCUUGUUACGUUCGCAGCUGUCCUCACGUUAUAUUUGGUCGUCUCCUAUAGAAAACCAAAUGUGAAUUGGGGCUCUAGUACCCAAGCGCAAAUUUACAAAAACGCUCUACAAGCCGUAUACCAAUUGAAUUCAGUUGAAGAACAUGUAAAAAAUUACAGGCCACAAAUUUUAUGCCUAUCUGGAAUGCCAAGUGCGAGACCAGCUCUCGUUGAUUUCGCCCAUUUACUAACCAAGAACCUAUCAUUAUUAGUUUGUGGACAUAUUAAUAGGAGUACUCUUUCCCAAAGAGUAAGAAACGUCUUGCACUACAAAGCCACCAGUUGGUUAAAAGCCCACAAGCUUAAAGGUUUCUACAUGCAAAUCGAUGGAAUGUCUUUCGAGGAAGGUUGUAAAGCUUUAUCCAAAGCCUGCGGAAUAGGAAAGUUAAAGCCGAACAUUCUUCUAAUGGGUUUCAAGAAUGACUGGCAGACAUGUCCGAGAGAAGAUUUGGAGCAAUACUUUGAGGUCGUACAUAAUGCUUUCGACUUGCAUAUGGGUUGUGGUAUUAUUAGGAUACAACAAGGGUUCGAUUCUAGCCUCUUGUUCGAUGAGGAGACCAAAAGCACAACCAAUUUGCAGAGAAAUAGAUCAUACAGUCAAAUGUCCCAAGCCAGUAGCGGUAGUGACAGAUCAGUCCAAACCAAUAAAGAUGUGAUUAGUGAAAUGCCAAACCCCGAUGAAUCAACUAAAAAGGCAAAAUCUCUUGGUGACUCAGCAGAGGAUACUAUCUGUGAAGAACAAAUUGAUAUUAAGGGUGAAAUAUUACCAUCCGAUAUAUUUUUCUUCCAGAAGAAAAUAAGGAAAGAAGGAACUAUUGACGUGUGGUGGUUAUAUGACGAUGGAGGUUUAACUCUUCUAUUACCGUAUAUAAUAAGCACCCGUAAGAAUUGGAGCAGUUGCAAAUUGAGAGUGUUUGCUUUGGCAAACAAACAGGACCAACUAGAACUCGAGCAUCGCAACAUGGCUAGUCUUUUGGCGAAGUUCAGAAUUGACUAUAAAGAUUUGCAAAUCAUGCCGAAUAUAACUGCCAAGCCUCAAGAGAAUACGAAAAAUUUCUUUGAAUUACUCAUAUCCGAUUUUCGAACUGGUGAGAGUUCAUCGGACAAUAUUACUCCAUUAGGUUACAUCUCUGACGCUGAACUUCUAGCUGUUAAGGAUAAAACAAAUAGGCAUCUAAGGUUAAGGGAAUUGCUUAUCGAGCAUUCUCAUUCGGCAAAUAUGGUAGUGGUUACUUUACCAAUUCCUCGAAAAAGCAUUAUAUCUGCUCCAUUGUAUUUGGCAUGGUUGGAAGUACUGACGAAGGACAUGCCUCCCAUUUUAUUGGUCAGGGGAAACCAAACAUCAGUGCUGACUUUUUAUUCUUAAAUAUUUACAAACGACCAAUUUACAAGAUUUUAGAAUACACUAUACACAUUUGUACCUUUUUAUAUUAUACUUUCAUUUUAUACAAAUUAGAAUUUUUUACACAUUAUAAACUGAACAUAUUUUUUAUGCUUCAUUACUUAUUAAAUUAUUUUUUACUUAAAUUAUUGUAAAAAAUAUAACGCCUUGAUUGGUGCAUACUUUUUCAGUUUGAUCAUUAAAAAUUUAUAUAUAAAUUCAUAUUUAUAUAAUAUUAAAAAAAAAUAAGGCUAUGUUAGAUCUCAGGAAAUACUUUAACAUAAAAAAUAGUUUCUAAUAUUUUUUUUUAGAAAAAUGAUAUAAAUAGGGGCCUACUAAUUUUAAAAUAAAAAGUAUUCUCAAUUGUUUUUUGUCAAUUUAUUAUUAAUUUUAAUUAAAAAGGGUAUUUGCUUUUAGGAAGCCAAAAAAGUGUUAAUUAUGGAAGUGAGUGUUAUUUUCAAUAUUUAAGGAAUUAUAAUCAUAAAAAAUAUUACGUCGUAGCUGGUCAAAUUAACCUCUAAACAAAAUGUAAUUGUCAUUGAACGAAGCCAAGUUUUGUUUUGACAGCUAUGUCUACUGGGGUGCGUUCUUAAAUCUGUUCAAUAAAUACGAACGGUAAGCUUAAACGCUUGUCAUUAUUGUCAAAUCAAGUUUUUGAAUGUCUUAUCUGAGAUUAUUGUACGAAUUUUCAAAAAUUAGUAAAUAGGUAGUGAACGUAUCAAUAACAAUAUACUAAUGUUUUACCUGUUAUAAAGAAAAUAACAAUAUUUACUAAAACUUUAUUUUGUAAAAAUUCAAUUCAUUACCUUUAAUCAUUUGUAAUAAAAAUUUAUAAUUUUUUAUAAUCAAAUUGCCAUCAUCUCCGACAACUAGACGAUAUUUGAUGGAAUUAAUUUUCUCAAAUAUUUUUUAUUCAAAAAGUAAAAAUAGGAAAUUAAAUUGGUGGUUCUCUAAGUUAAUUAAGGCUAUGUUUGAGGAUAUACAAACAUACUGCGCAAGUCAGUAAAAAAAUUACUCUACUCAACAUGGUGGGUAAAACUCUCGACGCAUUUGUAUUUUAAAUAGAAAAGGCUGGUGGUCAUGAGUCGCGAUAAAACGUUCCCCAUUUAGGAACGCUUUUUAUAAUUUAGACGUCUGAACGCGUUUAUAAUUACCCUAGAUUUCUGAACGCACCCCUGUUAUCAUGGUGAUGUGUUUUGUUUGACAAGAAAUAGGUUAGCAACUUUGUUUUGACAUCAGAGAGUUGCAAGCUCACUUAAAGCAUGGAGGUAUAACUUAAAGUCAGUCACUAUUAGUGUCGCUCUUAUUUUGACAUCUAAGCAUGCGCAGAUCGUUUAUGUUCUAAAACUGACUUUAUUAAAGAUUGUGCCUGUCCUUAAUUGUGGAUGUUUAAAUGCAGCAGGUAGUGGCGACUUUAUAGCUUUCGGGUGCACUCGCCGACAUUCGUAUCCAUUCGAAGUUUUUUUAAUAUUAAAUAUUUAAUAUAAUCGUCAUCUAAAUCUUCUUAAAUUAUAAUUUCUAAUGCCUCUUCAAUGUUAUGAACUAUUAAAGACAACAAAAAAGAUUAACUAUAAUUUAAAGUUAUUAAAAUGAGGUUAGAAAUAACUAUAAAGACAAGGAUUCUAAUAUCAAAAUUUCAGGUUUGCAAUAAGUCUGAUUUUAGCAUGGAAUUUAUUUGACUGUAAUUACAAUGUCACUAUUAGUGGCUGGCUUUAUAGAAAUUUGCAAUAUCUCUCUAUUAUAUCCCCUUAGUUUUUUAUGAUACAAGAAUAGAAGUUUCAGUUUUUCAGAGAACAACGCAGCAGUAGUCUAAGGUUAAUAUUCGAUUAUUUGGAUCCAAUUGUAGCAAAUACUCUUUUAAAAUAAAGUCUAUGUUUGGCUCUUAUUCAAAUAUUAGUUUACUUAAAAUUAAUUAAGUACAUGACAACAUAAAAUAUCCGUCCACAUUAUUGUGGUAGAAAGAAUUUAUAAAAUAUUUUUUUCUAAUUUUGACAUAUAAAGUGUAAUUUUUUAUAAUCGCAGCAAACAUCAAAAUGAUCUACUUUACACAAUCAGUUGCACAAUGUUGAACAUUAUGAAACUGGUUACAAAAAAUUCAUUAUAUCACCAGUUGCAAAAAGAAAACAAAUAAAAAUAAACCUUUUUUGGUUUUAAAAUCAAUAAUAUACAUUAUUAUUAAAAGUUUAUAUCAAAGAAGGGCAGAUUGACUUAUAAAACUAGAAUUUGGUUAAACUUAUAACCUAGUACCUACUAAUGUUGUUUUAAUCCUUAUUUUACAUUCUUAGUCAGCACAAAAUAAUUAAAACAAUACACUACAAGUCGUUGAGAAUAAAUAAUUAAUGAUUUUCUAUUUGUCAAUAAAAUUAUUCAUAUGCAACUAACAUUACAAGAAAGUAAUAAUGGUUGCCUCAAUGUCAGUGAUAUUUUACCAAAACAAUUUUACAAAUAAUUUGACAAAAUUAGAAAAAAAUACUGUAUGUAAGACGUUACGAAAUACCGUUUUGUGUAACUCAUGUUGCAGGAUCUCGCUCUGCUCGUUACAUAAAAUAAGACAUUUCGUAAGUGGUUACAUAAAUAGCUAUUUUGUUUGUUUUCAAUAAACAUUUUAUGUUUUACGUAGGUAGUAAAAUUGACUAAAUAUGAACUGUCAUUCGCUGAUACAAUGAUAAUGUGUGCGUAUUUUUAUAUUUAAUUGUGGCU